UUACCACCAGUAGAUUCACGACUCUCCUGUCGACGCCGUAUGAAAUAAAAUAUCUCCACCAGCCUUAUCGUUUAUCUGCCAUCCAUCAAUUUGAGUUCAGUUUUUGAGUUUAGUCACGAACGAUCUUACAAUGGCGACGGUCACGUUUUCCUUUUCCGCUAAAACCCUAACACUACCCUAUCAACCCAAAACCCCAAUCUCCAACUUCUAUCCGGUAACCAAUCUUCGCCUCCCUUCUUCUAUUCUGACCCAAACCCGAAAUGGUAACCGAAUUCGGGCGUCGCUGGAUGGGGAUUUCUCAGCGAAAAGGAACAGCAGCAACAGUGACCAGAGAGAGACGAUAAUGUUACCCGGUUGUGAUUACAACCAUUGGCUGAUUGUGAUGGAGUUUCCUAAGGACCCUGCACCCACUCGUGAACAAAUGAUUGACACUUACCUCGACACUCUUGCUACUGUAUUGGGAAGCAUGGAGGAAGCAAAGAAGAACAUGUAUGCAUUUAGCACCACUACCUACACUGGAUUUCAGUGCACUGUUGAUGAAGCAACCUCGGAGAAAUUCAAGGGUUUACCCGGGGUUCUUUGGGUACUGCCCGACUCGUAUAUAGAUGUUAAAAACAAGGACUACGGAGGUGACAAGUACGUAAAUGGGGAGAUUAUUCCUUGCAAGUACCCUACCUACCAACCAAAACGGAGCGCACCUAAGAACGAGAGUAGAAGGUAUGAGAGACGGAGAGAUGGCCCUCCCCCUGAGCGCAGAAGGCCAAGACAAGAGGCGGCUGCCUCGGAUUCAUCCUCUACAUGAGGUUAUUUGUAGUUUUACUGAGAGAAACUAAUGCCAAACGAAAGCUGCUCCUUAUCACAGUUCUAUCAUGCUCAUGGUCACUUUAACAAAUAGAAGAUUGAGCUUGUGUUGGAUUCUCAUCAAGAUGCAUGCCAUGUUUCUUGCAAACUCAAACGGGUUUUUUCACGAUUCAUCUUGAGGAAUAUGUUCUUUUGGACUAUAUGAGUAUGACAUGUGAGACAAGUGCUAUAAUUGUUUAUCUGUGUAAUUUGGAGAGCUACUUAUCAUGAAACCAGUUUAUGUUUUAGUGAUAAUUUUUGUCUGCUAGUUUCAUGGCAACUGCGAUAUUAACAGUUAAAGUUACUGGUAUGAACCGAUCGAGUUUAGAUAAUAUGCA
This is a messenger RNA of Vigna radiata var. radiata (mung bean), 1178 nucleotides long. Its product is annotated as multiple organellar RNA editing factor 9, chloroplastic. Gene Ontology annotation, biological process: cytidine to uridine editing; chloroplast RNA modification. The record is from RefSeq and is a predicted model, not a curated record. Bases 131 to 802 code for a protein of 223 amino acids. Gene Ontology annotation, cellular component: chloroplast. NCBI's taxonomy places the organism in Eukaryota, Viridiplantae, Streptophyta, Magnoliopsida, Fabales, Fabaceae. The transcript is spliced from 5 exons.